Molecule: messenger RNA, 2176 nt
Organism: Anguilla anguilla (European eel)
Lineage: Eukaryota; Metazoa; Chordata; Actinopteri; Anguilliformes; Anguillidae
Product: semaphorin-6B-like
Exons: 7
Coding region: 1-1608 (535 amino acids)
Biological process (GO): semaphorin-plexin signaling pathway; positive regulation of cell migration; negative regulation of axon extension involved in axon guidance
Molecular function (GO): semaphorin receptor binding; chemorepellent activity
Source: RefSeq, a predicted model, not a curated record
AUGUUUAGCCCCAGCGUCCCGGGCUGCCUGCGCAGGCCGGGUGGCUGUGCGGUACAGGGCUCCAGGUUCAACUCAUCCAACGUGUUCCCGGAUGAGGUGCUGAAUUUUGUGAAGACACACCCCCUGAUGGAUGAGGCUGUUCCUUCAUUGGGGCAGAGGCCCUGGAUAGUGAAGACCAUGGUCAGGUACCAGCUGAAUAAGAUGGUGGUGGACACAGAGGCGGGACCGUACCGGAACCAGACGGUGCUCUUCCUGGGCUCCACCAAGGGGACCAUCCUCAAGUUCCUCAUGAUCCCCGGGCCCCGCGAUCGCUCCGUCGCCGGCGGCAACAUCUUCCUGGAGGAGCUGGACGGCUUCAACCGAGAAAAGUGCGGUGAGGACUCUCCCCAGGCUCGGCAGCUGCUGUCGCUGACCCUGGACCGGCCCGGCCACUCGCUGCUGCUGGCCUUCCCGUCCUGCGUGGUCCGGGUUCCGGUCGCUCGCUGCCAGCUCUUCUCCCGCUGCAUGAAGAACUGCAUCGCGUCGCGGGACCCGUACUGCGGCUGGACCCGCGGCAGCACCUGCUCCCUCCUGCGGCCGGGAACCAGGCUGCCGUUCGAGCAGGACGUGGAGCACGGGAACACCUCCCACCUCGGCGACUGCGACGGGCUCCUGCAGGAGAGCUUAAUGGAGGAACCCGAGGGGCUGGUGACCAUCAACCUGCUGGUGGUGUCCGCAGUCUCCGCCUUCGCCACCGGGGCGGUGCUGUCGGGCCUGGCCGUCUGCUGGAUCAUGGGCCGCAAGCACCGGCGCCGGUCCCGCGGGGGCGGGGGGCGAGGGGGCGGGCCCGGGGGGGGGCGGCGCAAAGGCGAGAAGGAGCAGGGCAUGCUGGGACAGGGCGGGGCGGGCUCGGUGGCCAGCGUGUCGCGGCACAGCGGGGGAGGCGGAGACAGGCCGCGGUCCCAGGCCGACGCCCUGUUCGACAUGUCCAACGGCUGGACCAAGGCAGGGGACCUGGACCCGGGCCUGCUGCCCACGCCCGAGCAGACCCCCCUGCAGAAGAAGCGCCCCCCUCCGGGCAUGCGCCUCUCCGAAUCGGGCUGGGACCAGAGCCAGACCUUCCUGGGACCCCCGCCUCACUCCUCCUCCUCCUCCUCCAUCUACCUGAGCUCCAAGCUCUUGCAGGGGGGCGGGGUCCGGAGGGAGGAGCCCGGCGACCCCCCGCAGCACUACCUGGCCCUGGCGCGGCAGCGGGAGCGGGAGCAGGUGGGACGGGGAGGAGGGGGGGCCCUGCGGAACUCGGCGGGGGAGUACGCCUACCCGGCCACGCCCCAGGACACGCCCGACCGACGGAGGGUGGUGUCGGCCCCCAGCACCCAGCAGGACUACGGCGAGGCCCUGCGGUGGGCCCACGAGGGCUUCGGAUUCGCCCCGCCCGGCCACGCCCACGUCCCGCCCGGCCACAGCCACGGCCACGCCCCAGUCCCGCCGGUCCAUCACCACUAUGGCCCCGCCCCCACGGGCCUGACGCGGGCGGGGCUGCAUGGCCCCCGGGGGCUGGGGGACCUGGCCGACCUGGGCCACCUCCUCAGCAAGGCCACCAGCGAGCGGACUCCGACCGGCCAGUGAGGAGGAGGAGGAGGAGGAGGAGGAGGAGGGGGAUGAUGAAGAGGCUUCUCCUUGGACGCAGAGGAGGGUAGCCACGCCACCUCUCCCGCCCACCCCAACUUCUCAUCGACGCCAACCCCAACCCUCCACAUCUCCAAUGGCCAGACUCUCUCUCUCUCUCUCUCUCUCCGUUGGGAGACACUUUCUCUCUUUCUCCAAUGGCCAGACUUCUUCUCUCUCUUUCUCUCUCGCUCUCUCUCUGUUGUAUCGCUUUUUUCGGGGAAAGAACACCGGCAGGAGGAUUUUUAAAAAAAGGAGACUGGCGGAGAGAAGAGAGAGAAAACAGGAGAGCAGCUUUGCUGGCGAUUGAGAGUGUGGCGGUAAAAUGCCCCCCCCCCCUCCCCCGAACCCCCAGCUCCCGCUCAGAUAACACUGUUCGGUUGGGGGGGGGCACGGGGACGGGACGGUUCUGUUCAUCCCCAGACAGUGCCGACGGUCACGCUCGCCUCUCCGAGGUUUACAGGCGGAUUUAAAAGAGGGCGCAGCCGCGCGUCCCGCCGGCGUGGCGGCUGAUAGCGCGGAUCUUCGG